AUGUCAACAACCAAGAAAAGGAAUGACCUGUCAUUACAACUAAAGUAUGAAGUGAUCCAGAGGGCAGAGAAAGAGCCAAAAAUUGGUGUAAGGAGACUUGCAGACAUUUUCAGCUGCGGGAAAACACAAAUCAGUUGUAUCUUAAGAGAUAAAGAAAGAAUUAAAGAUCUUUACGAGUCCAAUAGUAAUGGUGGUUUGUGUCAAGUUAGAAAAAGAAUUCGUACUUCAGAAUAUUCGGACGUAAAUGACUCCCUUUAUCAGUGGUACCAGCUAGCUGUCAAGAGAAACCUGUAUCCUGAUGGAAGCUUAUUGGCAGAGAAGGCCAGAUUAAUUGCAGCUCACCUGGGGCACAAUGAUUUCAAGGCCUCAAACGGCUGGUUACAUCGAUGGAAAAGUAGGCAUAACAUUAAGCAGAGAACAGUCAGUGGUGAGUCUGGAGAAGUUAACACACUAACAGAGGAAUCAUGGAAGGAGAGAAUCCCUGAAUUAGUCCAAGGUUAUAAAGCAGAAGAUAUUUGUAACAUUGAUGAAACUGGAUGUUUUUGGCGAGCAUUGCCUGAUAAGGGAUUGGCACAAGCAAAGAAAGACUGCAAGGGGGGGGAAGAAAAGCAAGAAUAG
Molecule: messenger RNA, 618 nt
Organism: Amphimedon queenslandica
Lineage: Eukaryota; Metazoa; Porifera; Demospongiae; Haplosclerida; Niphatidae
Product: tigger transposable element-derived protein 4-like
Exons: 1
Coding region: 1-618 (205 amino acids)
Cellular component (GO): nucleus
Molecular function (GO): DNA binding
Source: RefSeq, a predicted model, not a curated record